Molecule: messenger RNA, 1788 nt
Organism: Closterium sp. Yama58-4
Lineage: Eukaryota; Viridiplantae; Streptophyta; Zygnematophyceae; Desmidiales; Closteriaceae
Source: the annotation of a GenBank genome assembly
AUGGGCUUGGGGCGGGAAGGCCCGUCCGCGCAGGCGCUCAUGCCGCCGGGUCCGCGGGACGACCUCCGCGCGGGCGCGGGCGCGGGGGAAGGCGAGGAGGCGGAAGGCGCGGAGGGGGCGGAGGAUGAUCAUCUACCGGAGGACGAUCAGGAGGCGGUGUUGGACUCGGUGGUGAAGGUGUUCGCCGUGGGGAGCAGCCCCAACUACCGCCUGCCCUGGCAGAACAAACCCCAGCGCGAAGUCACCGGCUCAGGGUUCGUGAUUAUGGGCCGUCGGAUCCUCACCAGCGCGCACAUCGUAGCCGACCAGGCGUUCGUGCUCGUGAGGAAGCACGGCUCGCCCAAGAAGUACCUCGCGCAGGUGCAGGCAGUGGCGCAUGAGUGUGACCUGGCGCUGCUGACACUGCAGGAGUCUGUAGCCGUGGUGGGGUACCCUCAAGGAGGAGACAACAUCAGCAUCAGCAUGGGCGUGGUGUCACGGGUCGAGCCCACCAAGUACGCGCAUAGCGGAGCCCACCUGCUGGCCAUCCAGAUCGAUGCAGCCAUCAACCCCGGCAACAGCGGAGGGAUGGAGCGGCGGUCGUUGUUAGAGGAAGAGAAUGAAUCACCCGGCAUCAAAGGUCUCGGCUGGGAAGACGAGGGCGGGGACGGGAUGAUGUUUGAGAAUUCUCAAAAAUCACUCGGGAUCAUGGGGCUAAGGGGGGAAGAUGGGCAGGGGGAGCGGGAGAUGGGGGAGGAGGGAGGGGAGGAGGAUGUGGGGCUGGGAGGGGGUUGGGCGGAGAUAGAGGCGGAGCGGGCGGCAGAGGAGGCGGCAGCGAGGGCGGCGCCAGUGGCGAUGAGGGUAGAGUACCGCGUGGUGGGGGUGGCGUUUCAGAACCUCACAGGCGCGGAGAACAUCGGCUACAUAGUACCCACGCCCAUCAUCCAUCGCUUCCUGCACGAUGCAGCGCUGCACCACCGCCGCUUCCACGGCUUCUCUUCAUUAGGCGUGGCAUGCCAGCCGCUCGACAACUGGCAGCUGCGCGCACACCUGCGCCUGCCCCCCACUGCGACAGGCGUGUUGGUCAACGCGGUGCAGCCGCUGAGUGAGAGCAGCCGGUGGAUCAAGAAGGACGACGUGUUGACCGCGUUUGACUGCGUACCUAUUGCUGAUGAUGGCUCUGUGCUGUUCCGCAAGAGGGAGCGAUUGCCAUUUGACUAUCUGGUGUCGCUCAAAGGCGGCGGGGAGAGGGCGAGAGUGUCGGUGUACCGCGGAGGGCAGCUCAUGCACUUCGAUAUGACUGUCAACCCGCUCCCCCCGUUGGUCCCAGCGCAGCAGUUUGACAGCGCGCCAAGCUACUUCAUAUUCGCAGGGCUGGUCUUCAUGCCGCUCUCCCAGCCCUACCUGCACGAGUACGGGCCUGACUGGCUGCACUCCUCCCCCCGCCGCCUCUGCGACCUCGCCCUCCGCAACCUGCCCGAGAAACCCGGGCAGCAAAUCAUCAUCCUCUCUCGGGUACUGCCUGACGAGGUCAACAGUGGCUACGAGCGCCUGGCAGACCUGCAGGUGCUCAAGGUGAAUGGGAUGGAGGUGGACAAUAUCCGCCAGCUCAAAGACGCCGUGCUGGAAACAUCUGGACCGUUUGUUCGGUUUGAUCUGGAGGACGGGCGGAUCAUAGCCAUUGACAUGGCAGCUGCCAGGAAGUCGAAUGCGCAGAUUCUGCGGCGCUACCGCGUGCCGAGUGCAUCCUCUUGGGACCUCCGCCAAAUGGCUGACAGCCACUCCCACGACAGCCACAGCCGCUUCUGA